GAAGAGGAAGAAGAAGAAGCGUGUGUGUUGCUCAGCUGAGUUCUUGAGAGAGAGGUGAAGGAUACAGGACAGACAGCUGCAGAGGAUGCUUCCAGGGUUUUGUGCAAAUCUGUGAAUGUGUGAUCUUCCAAAAUGGAAGAGACAAAAGAAAGCUUAGUGUUUAAAGGUGUUGCUGAGAGACUGACGCUUGGCAUUACUCGAAUACUUGAUAACAUGCCUGGUGUGGUCGAUGUGCGUUUUGUGGAGAGGGAUCCUGCAGAGAAGAGGAGCCUGCUGUCAUGGGAACAGAAAAACACUUGUAUUUUGCCAGAGGACCUGCGAGAUUUCUAUCUGACAACUGAUGGAUUCACACUAACCUGGAGCGUUAAACUUGACAAUGAGUGCGUUCCCCUAGGAUGCAUGAUGAUCAACAGUGUGACCAGGCUGUGCCCUCUCCUCCAACCAGUAUCUUUAUUCGCUCUACCUAAUGCACCAUCACUGGCCGACCUGGACUGGGAAGAGACCGACACAGAAAGUGGGACGGGGCACGCUCCCGCCGCUGCACCCCACUUUGAUAUCCGGAGCCGCAUCUUCGAGCUGGAGUCCUGUGGCGGGAAUGGAAAAGUGUGUCUAGUCUACAAAAACUGCACUCCAGGUGUGGUAGCCCAGCAGAGUGAGAUUUGGUUCCUUGACCGCUCGCUGUGUUGGCAUUUACUGACCGCAACCUUCACCUCCUACUACCGACUGAUGAUCACUCACCUGGGUCUGCCCGAGUGGCAGUAUGCCUUCACCCCAUAUGGCCCGAGUCCCCAGGCCAAGCAGUGGGCAUCGCUGUACCAGCCGCUGACUUUCAGCAGCGAGCUCAGCUUUGCCGAUCCUGCUGGAGAUUCCCACCUCAACAAGCUGGAUCCUACAAAGGCCUUCAGAGGCAAAGCCAAGACACCCGUCCCCAAGAAGAAGCAGUCGACACAGUGCACCUUAGGGAGUGCUGCAAAGAGCCAAGGCAGCACGGGAAGACACAGUGGGGGAAAGCGGUGAGGAUGUUCCCAUCCAAGGAAAACAUUUCAACCAACUUUACUGUCUGUACAACCAGCAUGGCUUACAGGAGCCACCUGCAAUUCCACCAUUGGCUGGAUUCGGUUUGUUAGCAGCUCCAUGAGAAAAUGUUGUCUGAAACUAAGUUUGGAAAGCUGCAUGUCUAAACGGAUACAUAACCAGCAUUUUCCAACACAAGGCUUAAGUGAUACCAGCUGGUGGAGGCAACUUGGCAUGUAAAAGUGUUGGCCUGUCAUACAUUUCAAAAACACAAGGAACACCAUGAUCAUUUUAUGUUUACCCUUCACUGCUAAGUGAUAGAAGAAUGAGGUCUUUCUGAAACGCUGAGGCUUUCCAGCCAAUGGCAUCACCAAUAGAUGCUUCAAAGCCUCAUUUAACACUGUUAACUAGUGACACCUAGUGGUAAAAAUCAUUAAAAGCAGCCAUUUCAUAAAAUAUGAUCAUGUGCUGCUGACACAUGACAAAUAAUCCUGACAUGUAGUAACAAAUAAGGACACAGUUUAUAUCUGUAGUUAAUAUCACUAGGCUUGGUUUGUUGUUUUAAAUAUUUCAAUAUCAUACAACAAUAAUAUACAGUAUAUAUAUAUAAUAUAUACAAUUUUCAAAGAAAAAUAGGUAAAUAACAAAUUUCUAUGUUUAUGUGACUGUAAAACUGAAUGAAACAGUAAGAAUGAAAAUAAUACAGUGUCGGUUUCAGUUGUGGCAGUAAAAGUGCUUGUAUGGUUGACGGAUUUGUAUCUACAAUAUGAAAUGAUUACAGAAAGAAAUAGAUGUCAUGAUUCCCUGAAAA
Molecule: messenger RNA, 1825 nt
Organism: Sebastes umbrosus (honeycomb rockfish)
Lineage: Eukaryota; Metazoa; Chordata; Actinopteri; Perciformes; Sebastidae
Gene: tpgs2
Product: tubulin polyglutamylase complex subunit 2
Exons: 7
Coding region: 133-1017 (294 amino acids)
Biological process (GO): protein polyglutamylation
Source: RefSeq, a predicted model, not a curated record